AUGUCCGGCCAACACAGUUAUCCUCACCACUCCACACGCGCUGGCUGCGUCAAACACAGUAUGUGUCAGCAAGGCGUGCCAAUGACAUUGGCAGGAGUCAGACGUCCCAGGACCAAUUGUAGAAAGGGAAUACCAUGGCGUCGGUUCUUUCGCUCACUAGCAACCUAUCUCAACCUUAUGGUGAUAGUGGGCAUAUGGAUUUCGGCUCGAUAUCCAACGGGAAGUUUGGCGGUAUCUUCGAGCGAGUGGGCUCCCAAUUUUCUACACGAUGCAUGGGGCAUUUCCUUUAGUGCCUCACUUGUGUCUCAAAUUUUAAUUAUCCAGAGUAUUGUGGAGAUAGAUCUCUGUGGAACUCGCACAGGAUCGUGUAUGGCAAGAGUGAAAUAUUUAUACCUUUCUAUGGGCUUUCCUUGA
Molecule: messenger RNA, 414 nt
Organism: Melampsora larici-populina 98AG31
Lineage: Eukaryota; Fungi; Basidiomycota; Pucciniomycetes; Pucciniales; Melampsoraceae
Exons: 3
Coding region: 1-414 (137 amino acids)
Source: RefSeq, a predicted model, not a curated record